AUGGCUGUGCCUCCUGCGUCUGCUGCUGCUGCUGCCACUAGCUCGCCUUCUGCCGCUCCCUCGCCUCGCUCGCCGACGCCGCGUGCUCCUGCUGCAGUCCCUGCUGUUCCGGCUGCCAUGGUCGAUGUUCCUGCUGGUGCUGUAACUCCACCGUCACCUGUACGGGCUCCCGUUGUUCCCUCGUCGCCUGUACGGGCUUCUGUUGCUCCCUCGUCGCCUGUACGGGCUCCUGUUGCUUCAUCGUCGCCUGUACGGGCUCCUGUUGCUCCAUCGUCGCCUGUACGGGCUCCUGUUGCUUCAUCGUCGCCUGUACGGGCUCCUGUUGCUCCAUCGUCGCCUGUACGGGCUCCUGUUGCUCCAUCCCCAAACGACGCGGCUGCUAAAGCUCCUGGCUCAAGUCUCAUGCCUCCCCGUUCGCCUUCGUCUCCUGUUGGCUCCUCUUUGGCUGCGCCUCACGAUGCCUCUGCGUCGUCGCCGCCCACCGUGCUCCAGCAACUCAUCUACGAGAUCACGAUCGAAGGGUUGUGUGGAGAUGACGUUGAUGAUGCUGGUGAUGAUAGCGUUGCAGUUGAGGAUGUUCCUCUUCAAGAGGUGGGAUUGUUUAACGACGAAGAUGAGGAGGACACCCAACGGACGAAGCGCGCUCGGCUUCGUCGUGGCGAUGAGACGUCGGACUGGCAUCCCUUUCCGCUUCCGAAAGCUCCGGAGAGACAUCUAACUACGAACCAUCGCAACCACUAUAAUCCGGAUGCUCCUUGGGAUUAUGCGAACUCGGCUGGAAUUACACGCUUGCUUGACGUCGAAGGGGGAUCUCCGCACCGCUGCUAUCUUGUUCAGUGGAAGGGUCGUCCGCUGCAGAUGAGCUGGGUCUGGAUGGAGUUGCUGGACAAGGAAUCGACGCGGUACAUGAUGCAAAAUGUCGACGAGUGGAAGGCUUCGGGUUCUGAAAAAACAUUCAUGGGAUGGUACGACGUUCGUGCUAGUGCUUCCGAAGCUGGAUGA
Messenger RNA from Phytophthora infestans T30-4, 1002 nucleotides. RefSeq lists its product as uncharacterized. Lineage: Eukaryota; Oomycota; Peronosporomycetes; Peronosporales; Peronosporaceae. The coding region runs from base 1 to 1002 and encodes 333 amino acids. The transcript has 2 exons. The record is from RefSeq and is a predicted model, not a curated record.